Molecule: messenger RNA, 228 nt
Organism: Sungouiella intermedia
Lineage: Eukaryota; Fungi; Ascomycota; Pichiomycetes; Serinales; Metschnikowiaceae
Source: the annotation of a GenBank genome assembly
AUGUUUAUUAGAGAUAUUCAAAUAAAUUAUGGUUUAUUAUUAGAUUCAUUAUCUAUGGUAGUUAUGGUACCAGUAGGAAUAGUAACUUUAGCUGUAUUAUUUUAUGCUAUAGAUUAUAUGAGAUAUGAUCCUAAUCGUAAUCGUUUCUAUAUAAUACUUAGUGUAUUUGCUAUAUUUAUGACAGUUUUAGUAGUUAGUGAUAACUAUGUUAUGAUGUUUAUAGGAUGA